GAAGCUCCUCUCGGCUCUCCAUCAUCAUCAGACUGCGAGCGGGGAGAGGCAACAAAAUGUCAACUCAGGCACCUCUUCCUCAGCCGCAGACAUGAGCCGAGCCCCGUGUGCCUCCUUCCCCCGCAAAAAGUCGCUCUCACCAUGCGGAUCCACUGCAAAGUAGUGGUGAUCGCCAUAGCUUUUGGAUUUUUCUUACUUUUGUACUUUUGGGGAGGCAACGGCGCGGAGGAGAAAGAGCAGGACAGGAACUCUUCUCCGUCGUCGGUUAAGAUCGAUCUCAAUGUUGGUGUCAAGUUGGUGAGGAAAUCUCCCACAGUGUUCCUGGUGGGUGUGGACGAGACACCAAAGAGACCAAAAAAGUCCAAAGUGACAAAUGGAGGGGCCAACUUGAAUGCAAAGAGUAAGUCACAGAGAAACACAGGAGGACGUCUGACCAAGCACAAACGAGCAGAGGAAGUCAUGCACUUGGCGGUGGUGGCAUGUGGAAACCGUCUGGAGGAGACUUUAACUCUCGUCAAAUCGGCUGUCCUCUUCAGCCUCAAGAAGAUCAAGUUUCACAUUUUUGCUGAAGACAGCUUGACCCCGCAGUUUAAAGAAAAGCUGAGCGGCUGGCCUCGCUUUGUCACAGCUAAGUUCCUGUACGACCUCUACCCCAUCACCUUCUCAGUGGGGAACGCCGACGAAUGGAAAAAGCUCUUCAAGCCCUGCGCCGCUCAGAGACUCUUCCUCCCUGGCAUCCUCAAGGACGUAGACUCAUUGCUGUACGUGGACACUGACGUGCUGUUCCUACGUCCGAUGGAUGACAUCUGGGCUCUGCUGAAGUCCUUCAACGGCACCCAGCUGGCAGCAAUGGCUCCCGAGCACGAGAUCCCCAAGAUUGGCUGGUACAGCCGCUUUGCACGUCACCCAUUCUACGGUAUCUCAGGACUCAACUCUGGCGUCAUGCUGAUGAAUCUGACACGGAUCCGCCGCACGUUGUUCAAGAACAGUCUGAUUACCGGUGGCCUGUCCUGGGAAGACCUUUUGCACCCACUAUAUCAGAAGUACAAGAACCACAUCACAUGGGGAGACCAGGACCUCCUCAACAUCAUCUUCCACUAUAACCCGGAGUGUGUAUUCGUCCUUCCUUGCCAAUGGAAUUACAGGCCUGAUCACUGUAUGUAUGGCAGUAACUGUAAAGGAGCCGAAGAGGAAGGCGUGUCCAUCCUCCAUGGCAACCGUGGAGUGUAUCACGAUGACAAGCAGCCGGCCUUCAAAGUCGUUUAUGAAGCAAUACGUGAUUUCCCGUUUGAGGACAACAUGUUCCAGUCGCUGUUCUAUCCCAUGCAGACCAAAUUCUUGGACACCGUCAACACCCUGUGUGGUCGGAUUCCUCAAGUUUUCCUCAAGCAGAUCGAAAAAACCAUGAGGAAGGUGUUUGAGGAGAAUGUGAUCCGACAUAUGAGGCCGCACAACUGAGGGAGUGAUGGACUUCCUGCUUCAUGCGACAAGGACCAAGGACGGCUGUAGUGGACUAUGUGAUACCAGACAGCGUACUGGUGGCACAUUUGAAAGGAAUGGGCUUUUCUGGUUGUGGUCUUUGUAAUAAUGUCAGUGAGCGGUGGAAUCGGUAUCGCUUAAUUAUCGAUUUGCAUCAUGCACAGCAGCCCAGUGACAAGAAUUCAUCUCAGUAGUUUUACUACAAAUGUAUUUUGUUACACAUUUUAUUUUAUUUUUCAUUGUAAUCUUUUUUUAUUUGCCAUCAGAGACCUAUACACUAAAUUAAGUGAAGUUUGGAACUUGGGAGAUUUUACUGCUAUGUAGUGACGCCGAGUCCGUAAUGUGAAUGUUCAAAACUAUAACAAAUAACUUGAAAUGUGAGCCUGUGUGAAAGGAGUUGCCUGGUUUGUCCUUCACUUACAGUAUUAAAUACAGCACAGAGAAGAAGCAGAUUUGUUAUGUUACAUGUGGGUUAUAGAAAUGCACUUUCAUUAUUAUAUUUCAGCUGAGUGGUGAGAGACGAUAUGGUAUGUCCACAUUAGCUGUUACGGCACUCGCCAAUCUAAAGUGCUAGCGUUGAGGAUGGGCCAUCUAAAUAUUGUCUGCCUUGUUUACUAUUUCAACAAAAUGAACUCUUCAAACAUUUGUUGUGUAUGUAUGUUGAAAGGACGUGCAUUUUUUUCAAUGUGGUGUGCUGUAUAAUGGUUGUCAAAGUGUGUGUUGAAA
Messenger RNA from Doryrhamphus excisus (bluestripe pipefish), 2205 nucleotides. Its product is annotated as glucoside xylosyltransferase 2-like. Gene Ontology annotation, molecular function: UDP-xylosyltransferase activity. Lineage: Eukaryota; Metazoa; Chordata; Actinopteri; Syngnathiformes; Syngnathidae. The record is from RefSeq and is a predicted model, not a curated record. Gene Ontology annotation, biological process: protein O-linked glycosylation via N-acetylgalactosamine.